Molecule: messenger RNA, 2010 nt
Organism: Fukomys damarensis (Damara mole-rat)
Lineage: Eukaryota; Metazoa; Chordata; Mammalia; Rodentia; Bathyergidae
Gene: Zbtb6
Product: zinc finger and BTB domain containing 6
Exons: 2
Coding region: 317-1594 (425 amino acids)
Biological process (GO): regulation of transcription by RNA polymerase II
Molecular function (GO): DNA-binding transcription factor activity, RNA polymerase II-specific; protein binding; RNA polymerase II cis-regulatory region sequence-specific DNA binding
Source: RefSeq, a predicted model, not a curated record
GCCUCUGAAUGACUAAUCUGAUACCGCAGUCCCUUGGCUGAUAUCUUUGGGCCGGGAAGAACUGUGUGUCGAACUGGAGGGAUUUUCCGGGCCACCUGGGAUCCAGUUUUAGUUCAACAGAUGUUCCCCACGCUCCCCUUGCUAAUGCGUGGGCCUAUGUGCUGAGUGGAGAAUCAGCCACCAUAUUCGGGUGCUCUGGGAGCUACUGACUGUGGGGGGAGGAGUUACAUUAAUCUUACUUGGUUUGGGCUUAAAGGAGCCAAACCAGUUGCUGGGGAAAAAGCUGGACACCAAAUGUAAUAGCUGUGCAAAGAUUAUGACAAUGGCUGCUGAGUCUGAUGUUCUGCACUUUCAGUUUGAACAGCAAGGAGAUGUGGUCUUGCAGAAAAUGAAUCUCUUGAGACAGCAGAAUUUAUUUUGUGAUGUAUCAAUUUACAUUAAUGACACUGAGUUCCAGGGGCACAAGGUGAUAUUGGCUGCUUGCUCUACUUUCAUGAGAGACCAGUUUUUACUCACACAGUCAAAACAUGUCAGAAUCACCAUCCUGCAGAGUGCAGAAGUUGGCAGAAAAUUGUUACUCUCUUGCUAUACUGGAGCACUAGAAGUUAAAAGGAAAGAGCUUUUGAAAUAUUUGACUGCUGCCAGUUACCUUCAGAUGGUUCACAUUGUGGAAAAGUGCACAGAAGCUUUGUCAAAAUAUCUGGAAAUUGAUCUUUCUAUGAAAAAUAAUAACCAACAUACUGACCUGUGUCAAUCUUCUGAUCCAGGUCAUAAUGAAGAAGAAAAUUCUGAGAAAGACUGUGAGAUAAUUGAAAUUUCAGAAGAUAGUCCAGUAAACAUAGAUUUCCAUGUUAAAGAAGAAGAAAACAAUGUAUUGCAGUCAACAGUAGAGAGCUUGACACCAGAAAGAAAUGAAAUUAAGUCACCAGAGCUGUCAACAGUUGAUAUAGGUUUUAAAGAUAAUGAAAUUUGUAUUCUCCAUGUAGAAUCUAUCAGUACAGCUGGUGUAGAAAAUGGAGAGUUUUCACAGCCUUGUACCUCAUCAAAAGCAAGUAUGUAUCUCUCUGAAACACAGCACUCCCUGAUCAAUUCUACAGUUGAAAGCAGAGUGGCAGAAGUUCCUGGAAAUCAAGGCCACGGCUUAUUUUGUGAGAAUACUGAUGGAAGUCAUGGUACAGUGAGUGAGAUUCAGAAUGUGGAAGAGAAUUAUUCCCUGAGGCACCAGUGCCCCAGGUGUCCUCGAGGAUUUCUUCAUGUUGACAACUAUCUGCGCCACCUUAAGAUGCAUAAACUGUUCUUGUGCUUACAGUGCGGAAAAACAUUCACACAGAAGAAAAAUCUUAACCGGCAUAUCCGAGGGCAUAUGGGCAUACGGCCUUUUCAAUGUACUGUGUGCUUAAAGACCUUCACUGCCAAAAGCACACUUCAGGACCACUUGAACAUCCAUAGUGGGGAUCGGCCAUAUAAAUGCCACUGUUGUGAUAUGGAUUUCAAGCACAAAUCUGCCCUCAAAAAACACUUAACUUCUCUUCAUGGCAGAAGUAGUGGUGAGAAACUACCUAGGCCUGAUCUGAAAAGGCAAAAUCUUUUAUAAAUUGGAAUCGUGGACUUGCUAUGUAAAUCUUAUAUUCUGUUAGGCAAGUCUUUGUGUAGAAAUGCAGCAUUUGUAAUCCUAUAUUCCCACCCCUAAUCUAAUUUUAUUUUGGCUCUGACUACACAUAUUUUUUUCUGAACUAAAGUUGUGAGAGGCCUGAUAAAGCUGAUGGGAUGAAUUAUAUACUGUGUAAAUCCUAAAAGAAUAUAUGUCUGGAGAAAUAGUGUUCUUUUAAAUAUUCUCAAUUCCAGUUGACUGAGGACCUAGCAGUAUUUGCAGAUUCUAAUGUGUAUUCUUUAGGUAAUUGAUUUAAUUGUUAAAUCUAAUCAUACAAUAACUUUAAAGAAUUAGGGUGACAGAAAAAUAAAUAUUAUUUUUGGUUCUUUGAGACGGGUUCUCACUAUGUAGCCCAGGCU